AUGGACUCAGACCACAGCCAAGUUCCCUCGCCCACGUCGCAGCGGCCCUCCCCGGACAAGCCCGAAUCUUCCAGCUCAUCGCCACCACCUGAUGGCGGACCAAAGGCCUGGUCGUCAGUGCUCGGCGCCUGGUGCUGUCUCUUCUGCAGCUACGGCUGGAUCAACUGCAUCGGCAUAUUCGAGAACCAGUACCAGCAGAACCAGCUGCGCGACUACCCGCCCUCUACAGUGGCAUGGAUCACCUCUGUCGAGACCUUUGUCAUGUAUGCGAGCAUGCCCAUGCAGGGAAAGCUCUACGACACAUACGGCCCCGUGCCACUCGUUUUCGGCGGAAGCCUAGUGCACGUCUUCGGGCUCAUGAUGGCUUCGCUGGGAACCCAAUACUACCAGAUUCUGUUGGCACAGUCCAUCUGUAGCGCUCUGGGGGCUGCUGCUGUCUUCUCGGCUGCCGUAGGUCCGGUCGGGUCGUGGUUCAUGAAGCGACGCGCUCUGGCAUUUGGGAUUGUCGCCUCUGGCUCAUCACUAGGCGCCGUCAUCUUGCCUAUCAUGAUCACCCGUCUGGGGCCGCAGAUAGGCUUCCCAUGGGCGAUGCGCAUCUGUGCCUUUGUUUUCCUCUUCCUGCUAUGCAUAGCCUGCCUAACCCUCCGGUCGCGCAACCCGCCCAAGCCGACGCCCUGGAGUCUCAUGGCGUUCAUCAAGCCCCUGCGGGAACGCGCUUUCAUCUUCAAUGCCACAGGCCUCGCCUUCUUCUCCGGCGGCAUGUUCAUAGCCUUCAACUUUCUCGUACUGGAAGCCCAGCAUCGAGGCAUGGGCGCAGACCUGGCCAAUUACCAGAUUGCGAUUCUCAACGGUGUUAGCGUCUUCGGUCGCAUCAUCCCGGGGUACCUGGGUGACAAGCUGGGGCGGUUUAACGUCAUGAUUCUCACCACUUUCCUCUCUGCACUGCUGGUGUUCGCACUCUGGAUCCCAGCACCCGACGGCAGCACCGGUGCCACUAUUGCAUUUUCUUCCUUGUUCGGGUUUACUUCUGGCACAUUCGUGGGGAUGACACCGGCCUUGGUGCAGCAGAUAUCGCUGAACGAGGAGAUGGGAGUCCGACUGGGCACCACGUUCGGGGUUAUUAGCAUAAUGACCCUCAUCACCAACCCCAUAGCGGGAGCGCUUAUCACGAGGGAUGACGGCGGGUAUCUGUAUCUGAAGAUUUUCUGUGGCUUGUCCAUGAUGACGCGAGGCAAAAAGCUUCGUCAGGUAGCCAUUCCAGAGACCCUUGAGCAAAAGAGCCGAGUCAAACUGUUCUCGAACUGGGCAUCUGUUGAAGAUUCGUGGACUGACGUACCCCAAUACUCGUACUGCAAGGCUCCCGAUCAAGCCCCUGCAAGCACAGCAAUGCGAACCCCAGAGAGCAGCGACAAGGCGUUCAAGCCAGCCCAGAUCGACCUCUACGGGCCCGAGCACGGUGAUAAUAUUCGAACCAUUCCCGAGCUCAUACAGUACAAUGCCGAAGUGAAUCCAGACGCCCUGUUCUGCCUCCAGGCGCUGAAGCCAUCAUCCCCUGUCGUGGGUGACGAUCGGACCAAUGGCCAAUCCCAGACCACUGUUACGAUGCGGGAGCUGCGAGAUGCCAUAUGGAGGUGCUCGCAGAGGCUCAAAAGAGAGUUUGCGAAUCCCCAAAGCGACGGGGGCGAUGGAGGAGAGACGAUGAGAGAUGCACCGGUCGCACUCUUCAUGGACAGCGACCUGGAUCUGCUUAUCCACCUGUUCUCCCUUAUGUCGCUGGGGAUCCCCGUUGCGUUACUUUCUGCUCGCCUGAGUCCUGUGGCCGUGGAGCAUCUCCUCGGGUCCAUCCAUGCGCAAGCAAUUAUAACAUCGGCCCGUCUGAUUCACAUCGUUGACCGUGGGAAAGAGGCAGAAAAGGCUGCCGCGGUGAAGAUACUCAUCGGGGCGUCUUUUCAGAAUGACCUCGGUACUGCCGAGGUUAUCAGCCCGCCUGCGGGCAUCAACAUAUGUGCGCCGGGCCACUACGUCGGCCCCAAAGACCGCAACGUCCUCAUCCUGCACUCGUCCGGCACCACGGGCCUGCCGAAAGCCAUUCGGCAGCCUCACAAGUAUCUCGUGGGCUUUGCCAAAUGCCACGCACCGAACGAGAUCGAGGACAUCGGGGCGUUGAACAUGUCAACCCUCCCCUUGUACCACGGCUUUGGGCUCCUCGUGCCCUGCCUUGCGCUAGGCGUCGGAAAGCCGUUCUGGGUGCCCCCUCCGCACGUCGUACCGACCGGACUAUCGACGGCGACAGCCCUGAAACAAACGGGUGCCAGGUCACUGAUGACGGUCUCGCAUAUCCUAGAUGAGAUCUGCGAACUGGAUCGGGACCAGGGCAUCUUGUCACUCACGCCUUUGCAGUUCGUCGCGUGCGGGGGCGGGCCCCUGAAGUUGGAAACGGCCGAGAAGCUGGCGGCGGCGGGCGUCAAGUUGGUCGCUCAUUUCGGUACAACAGAGACUGGGCCACUGGCGCCGCUCUUUGCCCCAACUCCGGACGACGACUGGCGAUACUGGCGGCUGAGGACCGAUAUUCGAGUCCACGUUGACACCGUUGGCAAAGAGUUCUCGGCAGACGGUACCGAGCUGACAAUCCACCAGCUGACGAUGACUCCGUUCGGUUGGGAAACGCCUUUUGUGUUGCAAGACCGGCUUAUCACAAGCCAACGACGUCCUGGAAAGGAGUUCAAAGCCAUAGGUCGCACGGACGACCUCGUUGUCCUUGCCACAGGAGAGAAGGUUCAACCACGUAUCCUCGAAGCAGCGCUGGAAGAAAACCCCAUGGUGAGAAGCGCAGUGGCAUUCGGCAAUGGGCAGUUCGAGCUAGGCGUUAUCGUCGAGCCGACCACAUCACCGGGCGAUAUUGGCGCAUUCAAGGAAUCCAUCUGGCCCGCGAUCGUUGAAGCGGGUAAGCAAAUGGACAGCCACGCGCAGCUGUCGUCUACUGCUAGCAUCGUAGUACUCGAUCAUGAUCAGACUCUCCCGCGCUCGGACAAGGGAGCAAUCCUCAGGAAGACCGUCUACGAGAAGUUUGAGCCCGAGAUCAGCGCCGCGUAUGAGGCCAUGCAGAAUAUAUUGGUUGAUACCCCUGGACUGACAUUGGAUGCUGACGAACUGGAGGCGGGCCUUCUGGAUAUCAUCCGCACGGAGUUCCACAGCGUGGUUGCCGCCGGGGACUUGGGGGUGGACGAUGACCUCUUUGAGCUGGGCAUGGACUCCCUCCAGGCCGUACGCCUUCGGAGGGCCAUACAAAGGUCCUUGGGUGAUGGCACGAACCUCCUGAGUCGCGGCCAGAUCACGAAGGAUUUCAUUCACCAACAUCCCACCGUGACUCGAUUAGCAGAGGCACUCCACGGCUCGAGGUCCCGAGGUGUCCCGGAUGAUAAUAUGAUCGACCAAUACGUAUUUCGAUACAGGCUCCCAGAGUCUAGCAAACGUCAAGUCAUUCUAUUGACUGGGAGCACCGGGAGCCUGGGCUCAUAUCUGCUCGCCCAUCUUGUCACACUGCCCGACGUUGCCCGAGUCAUAUGUCUUCGCCGACAAUCUGGGCCAGCAGUGAUUCACACCGUCAGUGACGAACUGAUAGCGGACCAGCUUCAAAAAGCAGAGUCCAAAGGCGCCGUGAUCCCACCUGAGUACCGCUCCAAGGUCGAGGUAUUGCAGGCAGACCCAUACAAGCACCAACUCGGGCUCGAGCACGCAGCAUACCUUGACGUGAGCAACAGCAUCACACACAUCAUCCAUGCCGCAUGGCCAAUGGACUUCCAAAGGACGCUCGCCUCCUUCAAGUCGCAGUUCCAAUUCCUGCAUAACCUCCUAGCCUUAGCACGCGAUGCUCACGCGGUCCAGAGGCCGCUUAAGCCCCGACUGCUCUUCGUGUCAUCCAUAGCCGUGGUGGGGCAGUUCUUCCACGCCCAUGGCUCGCACAUCGUACCGGAGAAGUUCAUGGACGACACGAAGAGCACAAACGACUUCGGCUAUGGGAAGGCGAAGCUGGUCUGCGAGCGCGUCCUGGAAGAUGCGGCAGAGCGGUUUGUCGACGAGAUCGAGGUCGCAUGUGUGCGCGUGGGGCAGCUGUCGGGGGCCCAGGGAAGUAGCUUCUGGAAUACCAAGGAGCAUUUCCCGGCUCUUGUCAAGCUGUCGCAGAAGAUAGGGGUCUUACCUCGUCUCGAAGGGACUGUAUCAUGGCUGCCAGUCGAUCAGGCAGCCAAAGCAAUGUCCGAGAUCCUCCUCUCAGCCAACCCGCUACGUCCUGUGUACCACGUCGAGAACCCAGUCCGGCAGGACUGGCAGCCGAUCAUGGCGACAAUUGCUCACGAGAUGGGCCUCGCGCCCUCUGCUUUCGUUGCCUUCCCAGAGUGGGCGGAAGACGCAGGCAAAGUAGAGAGUGACGGUCCCGGGACUGAAGAGACCCAGCUGCUCAUCGACUUUCUCAAACAAGACUUCCGGCACAUGUCGAGCGGCGGCGUGAUUCUGGAUUCGUUUUGGUCACGGCAAGUAUCGCCCACACUGCGGGAUUCUGCCAUUGUUGGGAGCGGCCUGGUGGCGCAAUACUUGCACAAUUGGAAGCGCAUCGGGUAUCUCAAUUGA
This is a messenger RNA of Anthostomella pinea, 4626 nucleotides long. The record is from the annotation of a GenBank genome assembly. NCBI's taxonomy places the organism in Eukaryota, Fungi, Ascomycota, Sordariomycetes, Xylariales, Xylariaceae.